AUGGCUCUUGGAAGAUUUAAACACUUAGAUGAUUCGGCUUCAUCUUCAAGAUCAGUAAGUAGGUCCAGAACACCUUUACCUGAAUCAGAAGAAAAUGGUCAAUUGGAUUAUAAUUUUGCUAACUUAGAAGAGCUUUUAGCAACCAGGCUUGAAGCCUAUGAAAACAUGAUUGAUAAUCAAGAUAAAAAACAAACUGUUGUCAAUGAAUUGAACAAACAGAGAAUUACCAGUACUUCAACCAUUUCAGAAAUAAUCAAAUCUUUAGGAUUGAGUAGAAGUGAAGUCAGUUCUAAUAGUAGAGAAUUAUUACUUGCUCAAUUAUAUAAAUUGAUAAUAACUAAACCUUUAGUGGUAUAUAACGAAGAAUCAGGAGAUUACAUCGAUGAAGGACAUGUUUCAGAUUUGAUAUUCAUUUUAAUGAAGAACGAAUCUGCUUCAGCCUAUGAGUUCUCGUUAUUAUUCAGAUGUGUGGUAAGUUUAAUAGUCAGUGAUAUAGAAGAAUUUGGUUCUUUGAUAGAUGGUGAAUUCUUAAGUUUCUUAAAAGAUCUUUUGAUCAAACCAUCCAAUAAUAUCGUCACCAAUGAAAACAAAUCUUAUGUUAUCACCGGAUAUGUGUCGAUGUUAUUAAUCUUACAUAAUGGGAAUGGAGGAUUUGGAAUAGAUGACAUUGUUAAUUGGUUAUUUGAAUUAUCUGAAGGAUUCUGUCUUUCUUCAUUGUCCAGUAUUAAAGGAUUUAAAGCUGGUGAUAGAGAAUAUUCAACUUUCUUUGAUGAUUUAAGUGAACAAAGAAUUGUCAAUGAUAUUACCCUGAAACAAAAUACCGAUACUUUAGUAGGAGUUAGUGGAUUGCAUGGUGUAGGAUGUUUAUUAACAUUGUUACCCAGAAAUGAUUAUUUGAAUGACCUUAUUCAAGAUUUAAUGCCUAAAUUGAUUGAAUUGUUAGAUGAAGAUAAUGUUGAAAUAAGUAAAGCUUGUGGUAGAUUAAUAGGGAUCUGUUAUGAAAGUUAUACUUACAAUAAUGACGAAGAUGAAGAUGAAGAUGAAGAAUUCAAUUAUAAUGCUCCAUAUUAUGAACAAGAACAAUUAAUCAAUACUUUAAAUACCUUAGCAAAUUUGAGUUCUAAGAAAUUGAAAAAGAAUGAGAAGAAAGACACCCAUUCGAUUUUCCGUGAUGUUUUGAAUACCGUUAAGAACUUCUCCAAGUUGGAAACCAGAUUAGAAAUCUACAAGAAAUCUCCUAGAGGUAUGGAAUUAUUAAAUACUAUGUUGGAUUCCAAUUAUUUGAAAUUGAGUAGAACUCGAUCCAUUCAAAUCAAUUCAUGGUUCUUAUACUUAAGAUUAAUCCAUUUGAAAUGGUGUUUUGGGUUUGGUGUUCAUAAUCAAUUGGUUGCUAAUGAAAGUAUAAGAGAAAUCUUAAAAGAACCACCUACUGAUUAUCAAGUUAAGUAUGGUGAUGAAGAUGAAGUUAUAAUCGAUAAGGAAUAUUCAACUGAAAAACAUGAAUUUGAUGAUAAAAAGAGAACCACGAUGGUAAGAAAGGCUAGAGUUGAGAAAUUAACCAAUAAUAUGGAAGAAUUAGACUUAUAG
Molecule: messenger RNA, 1587 nt
Organism: Yamadazyma jaroonii
Lineage: Eukaryota; Fungi; Ascomycota; Pichiomycetes; Serinales; Debaryomycetaceae
Source: the annotation of a GenBank genome assembly